AUGAGGAAUACAACAAGAAAUCCAAUGCUAGAGAUGAUUUUUUGGAGAAAACCUGGGGAAAGUUGGCUUAAGGUCAACUUUGAUGCUACUAUAGAUUCAAAAAAUCAGAAAGUAGGAGUUGGGGUUAUAAUCAGGGAUCAUAAUGGAGAGCAAAUGGCAGCCUGCAGUGAACCAAACUUGUUGUUGUCUCAACCAUUAAUAGCAGAAGCAGCAGCCAUGAGAAAAACAAUUGAGUUGUGUACAGAUAUGGGAUUUAACAGGGUGAUUAUAGAAGGAGAUGCAAAAGUAAUCUUAGAGGCUGUGGUGAAUCCAGAUACAUGUUGGAUAGCAUAUGGGCAGAUUAUUCAAGAUGUCAAAGAGAGUUUCAAAGAGUUGAAUGGUUGGAAGAUUAGUUGUAAGAAGAAAAGGUAA
This is a messenger RNA of Juglans regia (Persian walnut), 411 nucleotides long. RefSeq lists its product as uncharacterized. NCBI's taxonomy places the organism in Eukaryota, Viridiplantae, Streptophyta, Magnoliopsida, Fagales, Juglandaceae. The transcript has a single exon. The record is from RefSeq and is a predicted model, not a curated record. The coding region runs from base 1 to 411 and encodes 136 amino acids. Gene Ontology annotation, molecular function: nucleic acid binding; RNA-DNA hybrid ribonuclease activity.